CACAAAACAGUUCUCUUGAAAACAACCUCCCUCUCCACCAAAAACUCCUUUCAGCCAUGAAGUUCACAGCAGCUGCAACACUUCUCAUCGCCACCAUCUCUCCGCUGGUGAGUGCCUACCCCAUCUACAAGGCUGAUGUCGUCAACUGCCGCUCCAGCCCCGGUACGUCUGGUGAAGUUGUCAAGACGUACGCAAAGGAUACUGAGGUCGAAAUUAGCUGCCAGAUCUCCGGCGACACCGUCAAGGGCAACGCCCUCUGGGACAAGACUCAGGAUGGUUGCUAUGUUUCCGACUACUACAUCAAGACCGGAUCUUCUGGAUACGUCUCAGGAAGAUGCAGCGGUGGUUCCACAGGUGGCGGCUCUACCGGUGGCGGCUCCACUGGUGGCGGCAGCACUGACAUGAAGGAUGAUUAUCCUUACAAGAACAACUGCGGUCCCGUCGACAAGUGGAGCUAUUACCAGUGCCAGUGCACAUCGUUUGUCGCCUGGCGCAUCAACUCGCGCCUGGGCAUCAACUUCCACAACCGCUACAAGGGCAAGGCGUGGGGUAACGCGAAUGAGUGGGAUGAUGCGGCCCGUAGUUCUGGUGUUACUGUUAGCAGUACGCCAAAGGUCGGUGCUGUUGCGCAGACCAAUGCUGGGCGGUUCGGCCAUGUUGCUUGGGUUGCAAAGGUUGAUGGCGACAAUGUUGUGGUCGAGGAGUACAACAAGGGCGGAACCGAGCACUACGGCACUCGCACCGUUCCCAAGAGCUCGUUCAACUACAUCUACCUCAACUAAAAUGAUUCUAUAUUUCAUUUUCUGUAAGAUACAUGUCUGUCAAUAUAUAUACGGCAAUAGU
This is a messenger RNA of Linderina pennispora, 843 nucleotides long. Its product is annotated as CHAP-domain-containing protein. The transcript has a single exon. NCBI's taxonomy places the organism in Eukaryota, Fungi, Kickxellomycota, Kickxellomycetes, Kickxellales, Kickxellaceae. The record is from RefSeq and is a predicted model, not a curated record. The coding region runs from base 57 to 782 and encodes 241 amino acids.